AUGCCGUGUUUAAUGAGUAACCUCGAUAUCAUGAAGGAGGCUGAUGCCUUCCCUUACCUAGAAAAGGAGCCUGAAGCAUACAAGGCUCUUACUGACACUCUAUACACUCUGGUUUGGAAGGAUGGGCAGCCUCUUGGCUAUAUGCUUGAUUCCGUUGUUACACAGCUCCUCGCCACACCGGAAGAAAUCCGCGGUCCCGUAACUGUGGAUGAGGCCAAACGCACGGUGCGUGCUUUCGAGCUGCCGACGGAAGCCGAAAGAACUGCGCUUGUGGCUCGCUUAAUGCAGUAUUGGCGGGAAAAUCGUACAUAUGAUAUAUUAAGGGGCUGGCGGAACGAACUGUGGCCAGUUUAUGGCAGCAAUGACGAGGUCCUAUACAGCGCUGAGCGCAGUGGAACAGGCCUGCUAGGAAUCAUGCGUUACGGGGUGCAUAUGACAGCCUUCGUCAAGGACGACACAGCGAGCCACGGCAUGAAGAUAUUAGUGGCUCAACGGGCAGCUAACAAGUCUACGUAUCCUAGCAUGCUGGACAACUCUGUCGCGGGUGGUCUUAUGACUGGGGAAGAUCCCUUCGAAUGUAUAAUUCGAGAAGCGGACGAGGAAGCCGAUCUGCCCGAAACGCUCAUGCACGAGCGAGCCAAAUUUACCGGCAUGGUCACGUACAUCUACAUUACAGACGAACGAGCAGGCGGUGAGGCUGGUCAGAUUUAUCCCGAGACCCAGUGGGUCUACGAUAUCGAGCUACCUGCAGAUUUUGUCCCUACACCCAAGGAUGGCGAGGUGGCAGGCUUUUACUUGUGGACAGUCGAAGAGGUGCAAGAGAAACUUGCUCAAGGGGAGUUCAAGCCUAACUGUGCUCUCAUCCUAGUCGAUUUCUUCAUCCGCCACAAGAUCCUGACACCAGAGAACGAACCCAACUAUGACGAGAUAGUGAGCCGGUUACAUCGCAAACUACCUUUCCCAGGCCCCCAUCAAGUUGGUCCAUCGACCACAUAA
This is a messenger RNA of Daldinia childiae, 996 nucleotides long. RefSeq lists its product as uncharacterized. The record is from RefSeq and is a predicted model, not a curated record. The transcript has 2 exons. NCBI's taxonomy places the organism in Eukaryota, Fungi, Ascomycota, Sordariomycetes, Xylariales, Hypoxylaceae. The coding region runs from base 1 to 996 and encodes 331 amino acids. Gene Ontology annotation, molecular function: 8-oxo-dGDP phosphatase activity.